Alosa sapidissima (American shad) is the source of this 974-nucleotide messenger RNA. RefSeq lists its product as uncharacterized. NCBI's taxonomy places the organism in Eukaryota, Metazoa, Chordata, Actinopteri, Clupeiformes, Clupeidae. The coding region runs from base 274 to 966 and encodes 230 amino acids. The transcript has 4 exons. The record is from RefSeq and is a predicted model, not a curated record.
GUUCAGACGUCUGCUCUUCCGUUUCAGAAAGCCGCACCUUGUCCAUGCCUCAAGCUUAGGAACCAGUUCAGACAUCAAGUGAGACACAGAGCCAAGAAGCCCUCACCAUUCUUUCAGGAGCGCAUCGGGAAUGCACAGGACUAUAUCCAGGAGGAGACUAUUGUGCUCUCCAACAGGCACACUGACGAGGGUGUUCAGGGCUUCUGUCAAAGCAUCCAUGAUGACGGCCCUCACUCUGACACCCUGGAGGUGAGUGUGGAUGUGACGCCUGUGAUGUCAGAGUGUGAAUCCAGAAGUGCUCUGUAUACCACCCAUGCUGAGAGCUGUGGUAAACCCAGCUUGCAUAUGGAUCAAGAGGAUGCAGAAUAUGCUACACUUCCUGAGGAAGAAACAUUAACAUUGGCUGCUGGAACAAAUGGAAAAGAUGAACCUGAAGCGUCAUCUGACGUUAGUAGCUGUCAGAGGCAAGAGGAGGAGGAGGUGGCAGAGGAGGAGAACCACACAGCAGUUAAUGUACCAGAAAGCCUGGUCAUAUGGGACUCAUCAGCAACAUCUCAAGUGAACCAGGAAGACGAAGCUAUAGUGCAGAAGAGGGAGAGCACUGUGAAUGAAGUCGAACAAACAACCUUCCAAUCAAGUCCAGCUAAUGCUGGCAUAGUUUUAUCCCAUCAGUAUGAAAGUGGACUGUCACCACUAAAAGAAGUCAUGGGCACUGUAGACGAAAUUCUGUCAUGCCCUGUUGAUUUCCAUGGCAAACGUGGACUUGAUAUCCGUCAUAGAGAAGAACCUGAGUCUGCAGAUGAUGGUCCUCAGCGUAAAAUCAGUGAUCCUCAGCCACCGGAGGUGCUACUUUACCAGACGGCACGUCUUUUAGUACAGGCAGCGAUGGAAGCUGCUUUAAGGCAGUUGGAAAAGGACCUUGUGGGCUCAAUUGCAGGAUAUUAUGAGGACACUGGAGAUUACUAAGUCACAGU